AUGCCGCUUCUGAUCGACAGCUGCAAGGAGUUUUUUCAGACUACCAACCUUUACGAGGUGUUAGGCGUCACUAAGGAAGCUUCUAAGCAGGAGGUAAAGAAAGGUUACUACAAGAAAUCUCUGGCCUACCACCCGGAUCGAGUCUCUGACACAGACAAAGAUGUUGCCACCAAAAAGUUCCAGGUUCUCAGUCAGAUCUACAACAUUCUGUCUGAUGAUGGACGCAGGGCAGAGUAUGAUGAGACGGGAAGUGUUGGUGAGGAAGUCAUACUUGACGAAAACAUGGACUGGCAACAGUACUGGAGACUCCACUUCCGAAAGGUCUCCAUCAAAGAUAUUGAAGAAUUCUCGCAGAAAUAUAAAGGUUCCAGUGAUGAGCUUGAGGACUUAAAGUCUGUCUACCUCUCCAGCGAGGGAGAUCUGGAAAACAUCAUGAAUACCAUGCUGUGCAGCAGCUACGAGGAUGAGCCUCGGUUUGUUAAGAUACUCACUGACCUCAUCAAAGAGGGAACAUUGCCAGAUUUCCCUGCCUUUUCCAAAGAGAGCAAGAAGAAGAAAGCAGCCCGUAUGCAGAAGGCUCGAGCAGAGGCCAAAGAAGCAGCAGAAGAGGCAAAGAAACUGAAACUUGAUGACACACAAGAAUCUUUGGCCUCAGCGAUUCAGCAGAGACAAGCUUCUCGAGCUGCUCAAGCUGAUAAUUUCUUUUCUCAGUUGGAGGCUAAAUAUGGAGGAGCCUCAAAAACAAAAAAGAAAGCGAGUAAAAAAUCAAAAUGA
Candidula unifasciata is the source of this 774-nucleotide messenger RNA. NCBI's taxonomy places the organism in Eukaryota, Metazoa, Mollusca, Gastropoda, Stylommatophora, Geomitridae. The record is from the annotation of a GenBank genome assembly.